This is a messenger RNA of Phoenix dactylifera (date palm), 662 nucleotides long. Its product is annotated as cytochrome b-c1 complex subunit 8. Gene Ontology annotation, biological process: mitochondrial electron transport, ubiquinol to cytochrome c. Gene Ontology annotation, cellular component: respiratory chain complex III. Lineage: Eukaryota; Viridiplantae; Streptophyta; Magnoliopsida; Arecales; Arecaceae. The record is from RefSeq and is a predicted model, not a curated record.
UCCCGGUUGCGAGGCGACCAUAAGAUACAGGGAGGCGGCGGCUCAUCACAAAGAAAAGGACGAGGGCGCAAGCGCGAGGGCUCGGAAUCGGAUUCGGUGCGAGAGAGAGAGAGAGAAAGAGAGGGGGGUUUGGAGAGAUGGGGAAGACGCCAGUGCGGAUGAAGGCGGUGGUGUACGCGCUGUCUCCGUUCCAGCAGAAGGUGAUGCCGGGGCUGUGGAAGGAUCUCCCUGGGAAGAUCCACCACAAGGUCUCUGAGAACUGGCUCAGCGCUACCCUCUUGCUCGCCCCCGUCGUCGGCACCUACUCUUACGUUCAGUAUUAUCUGGAGAAGGAGAAGCUAGCCCACAGGUACUAAGGUUGAGAUGCCCCUCCUUGAUAUCAUCUUGGUCAUUAAGGAGCUAAUCAGAGUAUGUUGCAGUGUGCUCUGAUGUGUAACCUUUUAAGUUCUUAUUAUGCUGCAAACUUUAUCAUGUUUUCUUUUGAAUAAUUGACAGUGUGAAUUCAUUUUUGUCAAUUACAUGGUUGCACUUCCUGAUAUUAACUGAGGUGUGGAAACAAAUGAUGAACCUCAUCAUAUUGGUUGAAUAACUACUCCACCUACCUAUUGUCAGUGACCAUAUCUUUUUCUCUUAUAAUGAGUGGACGCUGAAGAUUUUGAUAA